AGCCAGACCUGUUCCCGUGAAGAAUUCACCUCAGUUGCGAUUCUAGAUUUGACUGUGUAACACCGAAGUGUGCUCCGUUCAUUGAGCAAAAAUGAAGUUGAUUGGUUUGUUGCUGUGUUCGCUAAUGUCGGUGGCGCUUGGAGCUUCUUUACUUGAUGUUUUGGCUCGUGUCCGUCGGGAUAACGCCUCACAAAGCAACCAAGGUCCGGUGAGUUUCGGCUUUCCUGUGUUCAAUUCCGGUGGUCCCUUCCCUACUUUCGGAGGUGGUGGAGUUGGCGGGUGGCCUCAGGUUGGUGGAGGUUUUGGCGGCGGAAACCUGCAAGGCCGAUUCAAUUUUGACGAUUUGCCGAAUGUUGAAGGAGGGCAAGUCACCAGCGGUGUAAGUUGUACGUACUCCAAAGAUGGAAAGCAAAAAUGCACCCACCACCAGCAUCACGAACGCAACAAGAACUAGAAAAGUGAGAGCCGGAGCGAAUGCUGCGUUAAUCUGUACCAAAUCUAUCCCUGUCUGGGUAAUAAACAAAGAAUGAAAUAUAUUGUUUCCCGAAAUAGGCAAACUCUAA
Messenger RNA from Wyeomyia smithii (pitcher-plant mosquito), 563 nucleotides. RefSeq lists its product as uncharacterized. The transcript has 3 exons. NCBI's taxonomy places the organism in Eukaryota, Metazoa, Arthropoda, Insecta, Diptera, Culicidae. The record is from RefSeq and is a predicted model, not a curated record. Bases 92 to 454 code for a protein of 120 amino acids.